UUCCCUUGGGACUCGCUGAAUUAGGCAGCUACGAUGGCCAAAUAUGCUCUGGUUACUCUCUUCAUCCUCCUCUUAAACUUAGGCACUUUGCUUUCUUCUCUUGCUUGCCCUUAUUGUCCUUACCCAACUCCACCCUCUAAGCCACCCAAACAUCCUCCAAAAGUAAAGCCACCACCUCACCAUAAACCACCAAAGCCUCCUGUUGUUCCCAAACCUCCACAUGUACCCAAACCUCCACAUGUACCCAAACCACCCAUUGUGAGGCCACCGAUCAUACCCAAGCCUCCAAUUGUGCAUCCACCAUAUGUACCCAAACCUCCUGUAACUCCAGCACCACCCAAACCUCCUGUAACUCCAGCACCACCCAAACCUCCUGUAACUCCAACACCACCAACUUUACCACCAAAGCCUCCGGUGACACCACCCAUAAAGCCACCAUCGCCACCAACUGAAACACCAUGCCCUCCUCCUCCACCACCUCCGGCGCCAUGUCCACCUCCACCGCCGAAGCAAGAGACUUGCCCCGUUGACACUCUCAAGCUAGGAGCAUGUGUUGAUGUCCUAGGUGGUCUAGUGCACAUUGGUAUUGGCAGUAGCGCUAAGGACGCUUGCUGUCCAGUGCUUCAAGGGCUUGUCGACUUGGAUGCUGCUUUGUGUCUAUGCACCACCAUUAAAGCUAAGCUUCUCAACAUUAAUAUUAUUCUACCCAUUGCACUUGAGGUCCUUGUUGAUUGUGGCAAGACUCCGCCGCCGGGGUUCCAGUGUCCUGCCUAAACAAGUGUACUGUUUGAUGCCAAGCUCUAGUCACUUUUGGCAAAGAAUAACUUGGGAAUGUCUUAAUUUCUCACACUGUCUAGUAAACGGACAAACAUUUUAGGAACUGUUAAUUUGUGUUUGUUCUAAAGAAUAUAUGCUGAUUAAUCUGUACUUUCUUUUGCAAAAUUCUUCUAAUGAAUGUGACAUGAUCAUCCCAUCUCCUUUGUAUC
This is a messenger RNA of Hevea brasiliensis (rubber tree), 986 nucleotides long. RefSeq names its product 36.4 kDa proline-rich protein. NCBI's taxonomy places the organism in Eukaryota, Viridiplantae, Streptophyta, Magnoliopsida, Malpighiales, Euphorbiaceae. The coding region runs from base 34 to 774 and encodes 246 amino acids. The record is from RefSeq and is a predicted model, not a curated record. The transcript has a single exon.